Messenger RNA from Chinchilla lanigera (long-tailed chinchilla), 927 nucleotides. Its product is annotated as olfactory receptor 7G3-like. Gene Ontology annotation, biological process: G protein-coupled receptor signaling pathway. Gene Ontology annotation, cellular component: membrane. Lineage: Eukaryota; Metazoa; Chordata; Mammalia; Rodentia; Chinchillidae. Gene Ontology annotation, molecular function: G protein-coupled receptor activity; olfactory receptor activity. The record is from RefSeq and is a predicted model, not a curated record.
AUGAAACUAAGAAACUUCUCAGAAACUGCAGAACUCCUCCUGGGACUCUCGGAAGAUCCAGACCUGCAGCCUGUACUCUUUGCACUCUUCUUGUCCGUACACACGGCCACAGUGCUUGGGAACCUCAUCAUCAUCCUUAUCAUCAUCCGCGACUCCCACCUGCACACUCCCGUGUACUUCCUCCUCUCCAACCUGUCCUUUGUGGACAUCUGCUUCACCACAACCAUCAUGCCCAAGAUGCUGGUGAGCAUCCAAGUGCACAGUAAAUCCAUCAGUUACACAGGCUGCCUCAUUCAGAUCUGGUUUGUCUUGGUUUUUCUUGGAUUAGAAAAUGGAAUUCUAGUAAGCAUGGCAUAUGACCACUUUGUGGCCAUCUGUCGCCCCCUAAGGUACAAUGUCAUCAUGAGCAACAAACUCUGCUGGCUGCUGGUGCUGCUUUCCUUCCUCAUCAGUGUGUUAGAUGCCCUGCUGCACACUCUGAUGGCACUGCAGCUGUAUUUGUGCACCAACCUGGAAAUUCCCCACUUUUUCUGUGAAUUGGGUAGUCUCAAGCUUGCCUGUUCUGAGAUCCUCAUUAAUAACAGCCUGGUGUAUUUGAUGACAGGUCUGUUGGGUGUUAUCCCUCUCUCUGGGAUACUUUUCUCUUACACUCAAAUUGUGUCCUCUGUCCUGAAAACUCCAUCAUCUGGUGGAAAGUAUAAAGCUUUUUCCCUCUGUGGGUUACACUUAAUUGUAGCUUCCUUGUUCUAUGGGACAGGUUUUGGAGUGUACCUCAGGUCUGCAGCUGCCCAUUCCUCCAGGAAGAGUGCAAUAGCUUCAGUGAUGUACGCUGUUGUCACCCCAGUGAUGAACCCCUUUCUUUAUAGCUUGAGAAGCACAGAUAGGGCUCUACGGAGACUCAUCUCUAGAGAAACAUCUUUUCCUUAA